CUUGACUUCUUGCCUCAGUGUUUUUACUUGGAAUUACCGUAGUCGUCUCCCCAACUCCUGUUUUGAUUCGUCUCGCAACUUCGAGUACGAAGGAAACAAACGGUCAUACAUUAUGGCUCGUUUAAUCCAUUCUAGGUUAUCCCUAUCCAGAUUCUUCAAUACAUUAGGUUCAACCGGGAGAGGAAGAUAUUUAUCGACAGGAUCUAAUAAAAUCGAUGAAGAACUUAAAGUAGAGGAUGCUGAAACAGUUCAAGUUCCACAUCCUCCAGAGGAGAAGUUACUUGUUCUGGGUGGAAGUGGGUUUGUUGGCUCACAUAUAUGCAAAGAAGCAUUAGAUCGUGGAUUGUCUGUUUCUAGCCUUAGCAGAUCUGGCAAGCCAUCUAUUCAGGAACCAUGGGCUAACAAUGUGCACUGGCAUCAAGGGGACUUGCUGUCUGGCGGCUCAUGGAAGGAAGCAUUAAACGGAGUGACCUCCAUUGUGUCUUGUGUUGGUGGUUUUGGUUCCAAUUCCUACAUGUACAAGAUCAAUGGAACUGCAAACAUCACAGCGAUUAGAGCUGCAGCUGAAAAAGGAGUUAAAAGGUUUGUUUAUGUAUCUGCUGCUGACCUUGGUGUGGUCAAUUACUUUCUACAAGGAUAUUACGACGGAAAGAGAGCUGCUGAAACAGAGUUACUGGUGAGAUAUCCAUAUGGACAUGUGAUUCUGAGGCCUGGCUUCAUUUAUGGAACUCGUCGUGUUGGCAGAAUGGAGUUGCCUCUGGGUGUCGUUGGCAGCCCACUAGAGAUGGUUCUCCAACAUGCAAAGCCACUGAGUCAAGUUCCGCUUGUUGGUCCACUGUUGACACCUCCCAUAAACGUUACUGCUGUAGCAAAAGUGGCUGUUAGAGCAGCUAUCGAUCCAGUGUUUCCUCCUGGCAUAGUUGAUGUCCAUGGAUUAAUGCGUUACAGCCACCAGAAGUAACCAUUCUGCUGUAGUCUUCCCUGAUUCCUUUUCAAUCUUUUACAUACUGAGAGCAAUAAUAAAUUUAGAUCAAUGUUUGAUAUCUCCCCAAUUGCAUGUAUCCAUAGUAUAUCACCUCUUCACAACUCCAUUCAUAGUUUUUUGUGAUACAAUCCCAGAGUAAAAUAUGGAUUUCGUCCUUG
Molecule: messenger RNA, 1143 nt
Organism: Cynara cardunculus var. scolymus (artichoke)
Lineage: Eukaryota; Viridiplantae; Streptophyta; Magnoliopsida; Asterales; Asteraceae
Exons: 10
Coding region: 113-961 (282 amino acids)
Cellular component (GO): mitochondrion
Molecular function (GO): protein-containing complex binding
Source: RefSeq, a predicted model, not a curated record